GAAUGUGAAUAUAGUAGGAGUAAAAGAAUCGAAUCCCUCCUUUUAUCUCGUGAAUCGGCUUAUUAAUGAAUAUGACUAUCAAAUAGAGAAUAUCAACGUUGAAGAUUCAAUUGGUAAUGGAAUUAUUUUAGAUUCCCACAAUCGUCUAUCCGUUGAGAAUAUCAAGUCAAAAAACAAUAGUCAAAAUGGUUUGGUGUUAAUGUCAACUGGCAGAAUGAAAGAUGUUUUCAGUGAUGAUACUACUCCUACAAAGAAUCUAUGCUCUUUAACUUGUAGCUAUUGUACAAAUUUUGUAUAUCCAAUGAUUUUGACAGCUGGCUCUAGAUGUUCAAGGUCAUUUGUAGCGAAAGCAAACCAAGGAGAAGUUUUAGAAGUAGUUGUAUCAGUUAAAGGAACAAUGGAUCAAAUGUUUAUAAAGGACAAUGCCAAUAAAUUUUCAACAAUCCUUCAAGAUUACUUUAGAACAAAAGUAACUGAUGUUCUUAAGUAUAUAUCGUCCAAUGAAAAUAUGGAAUUCAAAUAUGAUACUGGACGGUUUGGAGAGAUCAAAAUUUAUAUCAAUUCAGUGAAGAGAGAAAGUAAAUUACAACAAUUAAAAAAUGGUUUCAUAUCUGAGAAUAGAAAAGAUGGGAUUCAAAUUUUGAAUAAUUACUAUUUGUUAUCUAUUGAUAAUUUUCAAAUAUUAAAUAAUAAUGAAAAAGGCGUCUACGCCUAUUUUCCACCUUCAGAGAUAAUUUUUCAAAAUUGCAGUAUUCAUUCAAACAAUUUCGGAAUUGAAUUUAUUGCUUUAACUGGCGUAAUUAAAACUUUAAAUAGUAGAAUAUUUUCGAAUAAUGUAAAUGGAAUAAAUAUGAGGAAAACUGAUAGAAAUAUUGACACAUUUAUUCAAUUAACUGCCAGUAAUUGUCAAUUUAAAAAUCAUUCGAAUGGAAAUGGAAUUGAAACAACUAAUGACGUUAAUCUAUAUCUUUAUAAUAAUCAAUUUAUAGAUAAUGGUAUUGAUAUUCGGCAAAAUAUACUAGAAUUCAAAACUGACUUCUUAUUGGAUGGUAACCAAUUUCUGAAUAGAAUUAAUGAUGGUAGCGUCUAUAGAAUUGUCUUGUAUGAUGUAUACUAUUUAAACAUUCGUAAUAAUAUUAUUGAUGGUAUAAAAGGUCCUUUUCUCUAUCAUCAUCAUGGUGAUUUUUACUAUGCAGACACUAAUUUCCUUUUCUGGAAUAAUACUAUUGAAAAUUCAAUUAGUGAAAAACCUUUACUACAUUUACAUCUGUUGAGUCGGAAAAGUUCUGUUGAAAUUAUGAAUAAUCAAUUCAAAAAUAAUUCGGGUCUUAUAGAGAGUGUACCGCAAAAUUUUCCAGAUUAUGAAUUAUCAGUUAUUAAAAUUUAUAGUACUAAACCGGUUAAGAUUGUAGAGAAUAUAUUCAAUAAUCCAAAGUUUAGUCGAGAAGUAGCCAUCUCUCCACAUAGAGCUCCACCUAUUGAUUGUACAAAAAAUUUUUGGGGUUCUUCCAAAAAUUUCAUCCAUGAAAGAAUUCUCUCAAAGCAAACGGUUGAUGGUUAUAGAUAUUUCAAUCUGUUUCCUUAUUAUAUCAAUGUAAACAAAACUGAAGAAAGCAGUUCAGUUGUUCAGCUACCAUUUACUGAUGGAAUACUGGGUGGAGAUGUUGUCAAUAAUGGAACAACAGCAACAACGAUUAAAGCUGGAAAAUACAUUUUGAAAAGUAGUCUUAGAAUAACGCAAGGAUCUUGGUUAAGAAUUGAAGAAGGUGUAACAAUUGAUGUUUGGCCUUCAUGCGGUGUUCAAGUAUACGGAAAACUCGAUAUAUUAGGAACACAAGCGGAAAGUAUCAUUUUCAAAACAGUAUCGACAAGUAGUCGUAGCGAUACGAAUUUAACUAUGGAUUUUAAUAAUGAAAUAUCUUAUAAUCAUUUGGGACAAAUUUACCCAAUUUGCGGUGAUGGCAAUAUUCAUAGUUCAACCAGAGCAGCAAUUUGUCUAUCAUUGGGAUAUAGUCCGCAAUAUACGGCUUUAAGAGGAAGCUAUAAAGGUAGUUUUAAGGCAAUUACGCAUACAAAUUGCAAUAGAUUAGAUUUAAGUAAAUGUCACGUGAUCAUGAAAACAUGUUCGUAUCAUUUGAGAAUGCAAUGUCAUCCAAUUAAAUGGAGUGGUAUUGGCUAUUUAAAAAAUUCUCUACCAAGUACAAUUAGUGGAUUUACCUUACAAGAUACGGGAUCGCUCAAAUAUUCCCUAUACAUAGAUUUAUUAAAAGAAAAUCUAACAAACAUUCGAAUUAGAACAAAUACAUUUUUUUCUCUGCAAAUUCUAAACUUUUAUGGAAAUGACGAAUAUCUUCUCGACAAUAUUGACAUUGCCUCUCCAAUUGGUUCAGAUACUAAGUUUUUCAUAAAUCAUAGAGGAAAUUUAAAAAUAACAAAUUCGAAUAUAAUUAAUAAUGGAAUGCAGUUAAGACACGUAAAAAUUGGUAAAAAUGAUUAUGAUUUCAAUAGAGAUGAAAAAGUCAUCUCUGGAGCAAAUUGUCAUCAAUCGUUGUUUGUUGAAGAAGGUCAAUUGUUGAUUUUAUUUUUUGAUGAUUAUGGAUUAUUUGUAAAAUGCCUUUUACAAUUUCAUACCGUCGUUUCGUCGUCUCUCCAAUUUUCAAUUUAUAAGACAAACAGACACGUUAGGACUGAUGAUUGGUUUGUUGAAGAUUAUUUGGGAAAACAUCAACUGAAUGGUGAUAGAUUGGACUAUUUAGUUGAAGAUAAUCAGGCUAACGUUACAGUAAAUCCAAAAUUUCGUUGGUCUGACAGACAAGCUUCUGUCUACAUUCUGAUUGAAAGUAUUCCAAUUGGUCGGCGCCAUUUUAUAAAAAAUUCUCAAUUAUCAAUUAAAUUUGAAAAUGUAUUCUUUAAUUAUGAGGAAACAUUAGCUAUACAUUAUGAAAAUUCAUUCAAACCCAUCAUAACUGAAAUAUCAAUUAACAAUUGCAGUUUUGAAGGAAAAAAAAUUGCAGUGUAUAUUACUUCUAAUGUUUUGCAGAAUACUAAAUUAUUUGUUUAUAAUUCCAAUUUUACUGGUAUGACAAGAGCAGUAAAUUUAUAUAUGGUGAAAUUCCAAGAAUUUCAAACUGAUAUUCACAAAUGUAAUUUCAAUAGAGCGACACCUUUUCAUUUCUUUGUUGGUCUUAUCAACAAUAAAUUGAUGAACAAUUAUUCAGUAUCCUUCCAGGAUAAUGUAGUAUUAUCAAUGAACAGGGAUGCAAUCUUUUGGCGACCAAUUGUAAAUUCAUAUUCAACAAUGAAAGAUGGUUUUGAAAAUAUGAUUACAUCAUCAAUUCUUAUAAAAAACAAUCAUUUUCUGCAAAUGAAUUGUCUUAGAGAAGAAGAAGUUAUUAGUUUAACCAACUUUGGAUAUAUUCAAAUCUUUGGUAAUACAUUCGAAAGUAUCAGAUCCUGUUCAAAAAUUAUUUAUCUUCUUGGUACUGAUGGAGAUAUUGAAAUUUCUAAAAAUAGAUUUCAAGAUAUAACAACAACGACUUCAACAUUAGUUCUUUCGCAUAGUCGCUAUUCUAAAGAAAUUAGUGAUGAUGUGGCCAUAAUAGAUAAUGAUUUUACGAAUAUAAAUUCAAAGGAAAUUGUAAAAUCUUGGUUAAUUGCAAAACGAUUACUUUUGAUAAAAGGAAAUUCGAUUAAAAAUUGUUGGGUUAGUGACAUGUUGGUUAAUUUUUGGGCAUCUGGAAAAUUAUUGAAUGAUGAGGCGAAAUUUUUAGAAAAUAAACUGGUAAACAAUACUGGUGGAUUGUAUAGUUUAUUAUUAGCUGGAGAUUCUUUGCCAAGGAUCUCUAGUAAUAUUUUCAAUAAUCCUCAAUUCAAAUACGAAUUAUAUAAUCUCAUUGAAUGUCCAAUGGGCAGAGUUAACGAAUGUAAUAUUAAUGCUAAAAGUAACUUUUGGGGUACAGCUUAUCCAUACAACAGAAUCUAUUCUAGUGAACAAAACGGCCAUAGAGCCAGAAUGAAUAUUUCGCCAUUCUAUAAAACAAUAGAAAUGGAACAGCUGGAACAAAUUGAAAAACCAAAACUGAAUCCUAAAUCCUUUUCCGGUUUUAUAGAUAAACCAUACGAGGUAAAGGAAAAUCUUAUUCUAACCGGAAAUGUUGUAUUCGACAGGAAUGUAACUAUCCAUCCAGGUGUUGAAAUCACUUUGAGGAAUAGUUUUGAUACAAUAGUAUUUCGGGACAGAGUGGUUGCCAUAGGAACGUUGAAAAAACCAAUUAUCUUUAGUAGCAGACAACAAUUGAAAACGUUGAGAUUGUACAAUAAUUAUUUACAAAUUAAAAAGAAUGAUAAUUGGUUUUAUAUGAAAUUUGCUGAUAAAGCAAGUUUAUGGCAUGAAAAUAGGAUUAUUUGUAGUUAUUUUGGUUAUGAUUAUCAUUUAGGUGUAAAUCAUGGCAAGUCUUAUUCAUCAGUUGCACGCAGUUCAACGAUUGUCAAUUGUGAAAGUUGGAUGGACAAUUUAGAAGAUUGUUUCAAUUCCAGUAGAACAAUAGCAUCAUCAAUUUUACGUUACUUACCAAAAUUUUAUUGUCAUAGAAAAUUGAAUAGAAAUGGAAUAUUUCUAUUCAAUGCAAAACAACAAAGUAUUUUUCAAUAUAUAGAAUUUAAUACAGUUGGAUUGUCGUCCAUUUCCGGUCCUGCUCCAAAAAUGAAAAAUAUCGUAUGGUCGAAUCAAAUAACAGCUUUAACAAUUAUCGAUAGUUACAAUUUAAAAACAUGGGAAGGUAGCCAAUUUAGCGUUAAAGACGCAGAAGAAAAUGGAAUGUAUUUUGGCAAUAGCAAUCACGAAAUGCAUAUUUCUCUAUCAAAAUUUUCAAACGUUAAAAAUGGAAUUGUUUGGAAAGAAUUCAAGGAAACUGAAAUGUUUGAUUGGUUAGAUUCAGAGAUUUUAUUGGAAAGACUAUGGAAUCCAUUUUCAUUCUGUUCAGCUGAAGAAAAGUAUCAGUUGAAAGCUGAUACAAUGGGUUAUUGGUUUAAUCAUCAAUUUAACUCUUUUAAAAAUUAUAUAGGUUGUACAGCAGUAUUCGAAUGUCCUAAGGGUUAUCAAAUUGAAAUUAGAGCAAUCUGUUCAAACUGUUAUGUAAAUCAUGAUGAAAUUUUAAAAGUAUAUGAUUGGCAAAGUUCAGAUUUACUUUCAACUUUCUUCACCAAAGAUAAGAUAUUCAAAUUUUUAUCAGUAAAAAGAACAAUUAAAUUGAUAACUUACUUUUAUACGAAUAGACCGAACAUUUUCAGAAUUAUUGUUCAAGCUGUAAAAGUUCCUGCCCGAUAUUGCGAUUUUGAAGAAUCAUUUUGCACGUGGAAAAACUCACAACUAUCUAUUGGAGAUAAUCCUCUCAAUAAUCCAUUUGUAAGAAUUAUUGGAUAUAAUGCAACAAGUAUACAAGCUAAGAGAGCAGAUGUUGACUUUCCCCAAAGUCAACUUGGCCACUAUCUAGGAUAUUUCACACAAAAAAAUAGGAGAUGCUAUACGUGCACUACACUAGAACAUGAACAAGUUUUGCUAGCUGAUGAAUAUUUCAACCAGAACGAUAAAGUUUGCUUUAUAACUCUAUACGCCUACAUGAUACAGUAUGACAGAGUAAAACAUUUAAAAAUCUACGCUCAAUCCGACAAUAGAACGGAAUUGGUGGAAAGUGUUGCUUGCGGAAGUUCUUGGAAGUUUUACAGAGUAUCUUUAGCCAAGUAUAUUGGUAAAAGAUUCCGAAUUUUAAUAGCAACAAUACUAGAGAGUUCUUGUAUUGGAAUAGUUGGAAUUGAUAGAAUUGUUUACGAAUAUUGUCCAUCGGAAAAAUCCGCAAAUCAAUUGACAAUUACAAAUACAAUAUUUAACAAUUGUACUGUUAAAUGUAUUGAUAUUAUGAACAACGAUCAGGAUAGACACAAUACAAUUUGGUUAGAUAAAAUGUCAUUCAAUCAAAUGACAAACAACGUUGACAAACUAAUUCAAAUUCAUCUUCAAAGCGCUUAUAUUCUACUAAGAAAUUUAAAUAUUCCAUAUUUAAAAGAAACAACGGCAGUUGAUGUGAUUUUUCAUUCAAAAUUCCAUUCAAGAAUUUCCAAUUUAGUUUUCACUCAGAAUUCAAUAAUGGAAAGUGAAAAUUCAAUAAUAUUGACUGCAAUUAAUAAAGGAGUUAACAAGGCUACUGCACUGGUUCAAAAAUGUUCUAUUGAAAACAAUUCUGGGUCAAAACGUCUCUUUAUUCUCGAAAAUUUCCAAUCAAAUUUUACAAGAAAUUUCCUUUAUAAAAAUCUAUUGGAAAAUGAAUUACUUAGUUUAAAAAAUUGUAAACUCUUACCAGUUUUCAUUACGUCAUGUUCAUUCUAUUAUAACAUAGCUAGAGAUACUACUGUUGGUAUUGUUCAUGCAAUCGAAUCGUAUUCAAUCGAUAUUCAACAAAGUAUCUUCUAUAAUCCAAAUACAGAUUAUGAUUUUUCAAUUUCAACUGCAAAAGAUGAUUUAAUCUUUGGAGAUCUUGGUAAUAAUUGGUGGAAUACUGCAAUUACAUCAAAUGUUUUAAAAAGAAUUUUAGAUGGUCGAAUUAUAAAUAAUGUUGCAAUUAUGAAUGUUUUACCAUUGCUACAAUCGGAACCAAAGGAAAUUUCAACAUCUAAAACGUGUCCAGUAGCUUGGAAAUUCAUUUCCAGUGGUUGUUUUUACAUACAUUUUGGAGCUGGUUCAAUUAGACAAGCCAACGAUCAUUGUAAAUCUAAUACAGCCUAUCUCCUAUCUGACAACUACUUGAAAUCUUCUUCCAGUUUGCUUAAUGAACUUUUAUAUACAGAUUUGGAUGGUAAAGAAAAAAUCAGUGAUAUUUGGACAAGAGACUCGAUUCCCCUUGAUAAUGAGGUUAGACCUUGGAUUUGUCGUAAAGGCACAUUUGGUAUUUGUCCAAAUAAUUGUAGGGGAAGGGGAAUCUGUAGUGGAACAAUAUGUAUUUGUAAUUCGGGAUGGGAAGGUACCGAUUGUUCUAUAUUCAAUUGUAAUCAUGUUUCCAACUGUUCGGCUGUGAUAGCGAGAGGUUCAUGCAUUGGACCAAACACUUGUAAAUGCAAUGAUGGAUGGAGAGGCGAUAAUUGUGCGAUUUCCUCUUGUUCAAGGUACUUUUCUUGCGAUCAAUGUACACUGAAAAAGGGUUGCGGUUGGUGUGAUUCAACUCAAAAAUGCUUACCCGGAAAUGAAUAUAAACCAUACUUUUCCUGUCCUAAUUGGUUUUAUAGAAAUUGUAUAUCAAUCUCGAACAAAAAUUGUUCAAGGGAGAUUGAAAUUGUUGCCUGUAAUGAUACAAUUUGUAAAAAUCCUUCAAAGGAUACAAAAGGUGUUUGUCAAGAGUGCAACGAUCUUAAAUAUUGCUUUGAUAACGAACAAUCUGGUUGCGCAACCUGGAAUGAGACAAGAUGUAAGGGAGGGGUUCCCCAGCCGGAUCUGUCUCGAAUAGAGAGACAAGAUUUUUACGAAUUGAAGGAUAAUGUUAUCAAGAUACCACCGACCACAAAGAUAUUUAGAUGUUUUACAAAGGAGAAACUGUCGAAUGAAGAUGACACUGAAGAAGAUUACGAAAUUCUUCUUAUUCCAACUUAUCAAAGAUUGUUGAGUAGUGGACAAAUUAUAUUGAGUACUCAGGCAAGAGGAAUAAUGCAUAGAGUGCUUAAAGUAUGGAGAACAUCUGCAAAAUAUUUAGGAAUUUUAGUAAAAUUCGCCAAUCCUCUAGAUAUUUUUAAAUACGCUCAUAGCCGUUUCGAAUCGAAUGAUAACAUCAUACAAAAUCCAAAAUCAAUAGAUAAUUCUCCAACGGAAGAGGAAAUGGAUGAAUUUCUCCAAUCAAAUCAAACAUAUCUGGAAUUAGAUUCAAUGACAAACAUUCUGAAAUGUACAGGUGAUGAAUACAAAUAUAAUGAAGAAACAAUUUGGUCCUAUAAUAUCCUGACUAAAUCCACUAAUCCCAGUCUUGUGAAAGAUCAAUUGCUAUUGGUCAGUAAACCGCAAGGAUAUUUAGAACAAGUUACAAAGUUUAGAAGGAGUGACGCUGAUGUUUUUAUCGAAACUAAAUUGUACGAAUGCUCUCAAGGACUAAGCACAAAUGAUGUAAAUCGUUUAGAUUCUAUAAUUGAUAUUGAACCAGAAAUGGAAUGCGAUACUGGUGAUAGUAUGAACGGUCUACAUUAUAAACAAAGGGAUAAUUUUAAGAAAGUAUUAACAAUUGGAGAUUUAGUUGUUGGAAGAAGUGCUCUACCAUCUUUAGGUUUUGUAUUAGAAUUGAAAUCAUUAAGGAAUGGUUGGAGGCAAAUUGAAGUUUUAGAUCUUGGAUCAAUAUCGGCCAAUUUAAAUUCGUUCGACUACAAUAGAUCCAAUUUAACAAAAGUUGUUAGAAAGAAAAGAUCAAUGUUCACAAAGGGAUUAAGUAAGAGAUUAUCUUCCGGUUUCUCUAUAAGUGUUAAAGGAGGCGGAGGAAGUGUUCAAGUAUCUGGAAAAUUAAGUCUAUCAGCCGCAAUAAAUUUCGAAUUGAAGAUAUCUCAUCAAGAUUUUGCUGUUGAGAGGGCAAAACUCACUGCAGAUGGACGAUUUACAAUUAACAGCAACAUUCAAGCAUCGUUUAACGGAGAGUAUACCAGUUCUUUGUAUGAGAAAGUUUCAACAAUAAUUCGAAGAAGGAAUAUACCAAUAUCUAUUCCAAUUUAUUUGAUACCUGUACCUGGAAAAAUAGGAAUAGGACCUUUCAAAGUUGGUCCAGUCACUGGUAGCGUUGCGGCUAAAGCAGAUUUUUCAGGAAAUACCAACAACUAUAUAGGAUAUAACGCAGGCGUGCGUUAUAAUCGAGGAUUAGGUGCUAAUAAAAUUGGUAGAGGAGCUUAUAAAGGUUCAGGAGGAGGUGGUCUUGGUGGAAGUUGGUCAGCAGCUACCUCUAUCACUGUAGGAACAUCGGGAGCUGUAAAAUUUACCUGGCCUAGUGUAGGCUUAGGUGAAAAAUUGAAUUUAAUUCGAAAGAUUUAUAAAAAGAUCAAAGGAAAUAGGGGAAGAAGAAGAAGAAGAAGAGGAAUUGUCAAAUCAUUAUUAGGGAAACUGCAAAAAACAAAAUUUGAUUUUAAAUUCAAAUUAUCUUUGGAAAGUUCAAUUGAAUUGCAAUUAAAUCAAGAUAUCGUAUUUCGUCUAGGAUUUUGUGAUACUACUCAUUGCACUGAUCCAGAUACUCCAAAUAGUGCUGGUGUUUACUUUGGAAAUUCAAAUCUAAUUGGAACUUAUAGUCUUCUUUUUAUUCAACUUUCAUCAAACACACCAAUUUCAACUGGUUUAUCUCCAAUUUUCAAACACUGUUUCAGCCUACCAAAGGAUUGGAAGAUUUCGCAAAAGUGUUGUAUUUGUAAAAAGGAGAAUGGAAAAUAUGGAAUGGGUAUUCCUUCUGAAAAAUAUAAAGCUUGCUUAUGUCCUUGCAUCUGCAAAGGAGAGAAGAAAGAAAGCAGUUGGAAGUUGCCUGAUAAAGAGUGCUCUUGUUGCCAGGAUGGAUCUAGGAAACCAUUGGAUAAACCAGAUUUUAAGUGUCCUUGCAAAUGUCCUGAUAAAAGUGAAUCGAUAAUGGAAAAAGAUGGCUGCAAGUGUCCAAAAUGUGAUAAAUGUCCUGAUGGAUCAAUUGUUUCUCGAGCACCUGAUGGAUCUUGUCCUUGUAAGAACAACUGUGGUGUCAACUCCGUAUGUACGCCUCAAAGAAAGGGGCGUAAUUGUGAUCAACCAUUCUGUCCACCUGAUAACACUUGUAGUGGUAGAGGCGUAUGUAAAGCAUCUGGAAAGUGUGGAGCAAGCUGCAUUUGUAAUAGACGCUUUACAGGACAGUCUUGUGAAAGAAUGUUACCCAGAGCUAUGUGGGGAGAUCCUCACUUGGAAACAUUUGAUGGUAGAUCAUUUGAUUACUUUGGUAUUGGACAAUUUUGGGGAUGUAAAUCCAGAUCUUUGGCAUACCAAUAUAGAUUUUUUGGAUACAAAGGAACAUCAUUCAUAGGUCAAAUGGCUAUAAAAGUUGGUCAGAUAUCAGUGUUAACUAUAACAACCAAUGGAAAAAGUUCACCAAAUGAUUUACCAACUUUAAGGUUAGAUGGAAAUAUUCAAAUCGAUUUGGAAAAUGAUAAGAAUCUAUUGUUCGAUAAUGAAACAAUUCGUAUGGAUAUAUCAUCUACUUUGAAAUCCAAUGGUGAUGAUAAUCCAACUGUUCUAUUAGUAUCAAUUAACUAUGCCCAUGGUGAAUCCCUGCUUGUUGCAGCAUCAUUUAGUCCUAAAAUGAAACGUCAAUAUUUAAGUGUAACAGUUGGUCCUAUUGUAAAACUUUUCAAUAGAACAUCUGGUUUAUGCGGUUUUAUGAAUGAUGAUCCUUCCGAUGAUUUAAUGGGACCGGAUGGUACAAAUUAUACAUCUUUUAUCGAAUUUACAGAAUCAUGGAGGAUACCAUUGACUAUAAGAGAUGAUGGAGGUUUAGCCAAUUCAUGGUCCAGUUCAUUAUCCAAUUUUCACAAAGACGAUUCUAUAGAUCAAUCUUACAACGAUCCUACUCACAAACCACUCUAUUCUAUUAAAGAUUUUCCCAAAGAACGAGUAACUAAAGCAAAAGAGAUUUGUUCAAUUGGAAAAAGCAGUCAAAUUGUACAAGAUCAAUGUAUUACUGAUAUUGUUAUGACUAAUGAUGAAAGUUUAGGUAAACAAAUUAGUUUACAAUCGACACUUUGCCCAAAUCAAUGUUCUCAUAGAGGAAAUUGUGUAAAUGGAACUUGUAUUUGUAUUAAAGAUUGGUCUGGAUUGAGCUGUGAUUAUGGAAAGUGUGGAAAAUGUGAUAAUGGCAAUUGUUUAGAUGGAUUUUGUAAAUGCGAACCUGGAUUUAUAGGAAGUUCUUGCAAUGAGACUGCAGAAUGCAAAGGAAACUGCUCAUCAAAUGGUAAAUGUAUUGACACGAAUGUUUGCAAAUGUAACGAUGGUUGGAUAUCGGCCAAUUGUUCAGAGGAAGCUAUAUGCAAUGAAGGAUGCUCAAAUAGAGGAGUCUGCAUCGAUCACAAUGUUUGUAAAUGUAAUAUUGGCUUUGGUGGAAAGAAUUGUUCAAUCUACACUUGUGAAAAUUGGAAUAAAUGCUCUGGAAAUGGUUUGUGUGUUGAGCCUGGAAAUUGUGCUUGCUUUAAAGGUUGGAAAGGUUUGUCAUGUUCACAACCAAUUUGUAGAGAUGAUUGUUCCUCCAAUGGAGAGUGUAUUCAGCCUGAUGUUUGCAAAUGUUACAAAGGGUUUGUGGGUGAUUUUUGCAGUGAAGUAAUAGCUUGUCCAAAGCAGAAUAACUGUUAUGGAAAUGGAAUUUGUAUUGGAGAUGAUCAGUGUACUUGUGACAUUGGUUAUAAAUCUGAAAAUUGCUCACAACCAGUGUGUGAUAACAGCUGUGAACCAAAUGGAGUUUGUGAUUCACCGAAUAGAUGCAAAUGUAAAAAUGGCUUUGCAGGAGAUGAUUGUUCAUUAUUCUCAUGUGAGAAAUUGUCAUUUUGUUCAGGUCAUGGCAAAUGCCAACAAUUUGAUAAUUGUUUGUGCGAUGAAAACUGGUAUGGAGAUUCUUGUAAUAUUCCAGGUUGUAGCGGCGUUGCGGAUUGUUCAAAGAAUGGUCAGUGUAUAGGAGCAAAUCAAUGCCAAUGUGAAAAGGGUUUUGAAGGAGAAAAUUGCUCUCUAAAAAUUCAAUUAAAUUUGGCAAAGCCAAUAUUUCUCAUAUCCAAUUACUCAUCAGUUGUCUCAGAGUAUAUUGAAGAGGGAGAACUGCUUUUUAUUGUUGAAGCUAAUGAUACAGAUAGUGGACAAGCUGGAAUAGUAUAUUAUGCACUCAAUUCAUCUCCAAUACCAGUAGAUAUUGAUAGUAUAAAUGGAAGAAUUACUGCAAGAGGACCAAUUAAACCUGGAGAAUAUGAAUUGAAAAUUGAUGCAAUUGAUAAUGGAUUACCAGCAUUUACAACAACAGCAAUUUUAAGCCUUUCAGUAAUUGAUAUAAAUGAAUGUGCAACCAUUGAAAAGCCAGUGGAUCAAUCAAUUAAAUCAGAUAUUCCUAUAGGUUCGCUUAUCUACCAAAUAACUGCUACAGAUAACGAUCUUGGCUUAAAUUCCGAGUUGAUCUAUGACUUUUCCAUAAGUGGAUAUAGUACUCAGGAAGUUGGUAUUUCAAUAGAAAAUGGAACAAAUAAAAUAGUAUCUGUGAAAUCACCAUUAAAUACUGGAAAAUAUGAAAUAAUUAUAAGUGUUUAUGAUAAAUCUGAUAAUCCAUGUACAUCAACAAGUAAGGUUACAGUGCUGAUUUUUCCACCUGAAAUGAACACUACAGGUUUACAAGUUAAACAAAUUAUUGGAGAAGGUGAUGAUCAACUAACAACAAUUGGAAAUGAUAAUUUUAAAACUACAGAAAUUUCUUCAACCAAAAGCAUUACAACUACAAAACAACAGGAAGUAGAGUUGUCUACAAGUUCAAUGACAAAUGAUAUAACAUUUCAGACCAAAGAAGAAAUGGAAUUAUCAACAACUUCAAAGCCAAUAAAUGGUGAUUUAAAAACAACCAAAAUUUUGAAGGAACAAUCUACAAAAUGGAAUGAAGAUAAGGAGACAACUGCACCAAGUGGCGAAACAGAGCAGUAUUCAACUGAAAAUUCUUUUGAAGGAAUAUCAACUAGUACUAAAUACGAGAAGGUAACUGUUUCUGAUGAAGAAAGGAAAUUUCUAAAAAAACAAAUUAAUGACUUGGAAGAUGAAGUUUACACUUAUAAAACUCUUAUGACAGCUUUUGCAGUUGGUUUUAUUGUUACAGGUAUCUGUUUGGUAUUAUUCAUGAUAUACGUAUUUUGUAAACGAUAGAUUUCAUCUUAUCUUUAAAGUCACUAUAAGUAGAUAGUUUAACCGGAAAAUUAAUACAUUUUUAUAUACAAAAGAGU
Molecule: messenger RNA, 12978 nt
Organism: Dimorphilus gyrociliatus
Lineage: Eukaryota; Metazoa; Annelida; Polychaeta; Dinophilidae
Source: the annotation of a GenBank genome assembly